AUGAAGUCGCCAGUUGAUGACUAUGAUGUCGAUUUAGAUAAGCUUGCUAAGCUUGAAAAAAUGAUAAUUAGAGUAGAUACAGAUAUUCAUAAAAUGUAAUUAGAUAAUGAUAAGACUAAGAUAGUGGAAACUCUAAAAAAGACCCAUGAUAUCUAUUCUCUAAUUUUAGGCGAAUUACAUUUUUAGCUUACUGAAAUGAAACUAGAAUCCUUUGGAAGUAUCAUAUAGAAGAUUUUUUUAGGAGAAAAUACACUUUUGAAUAGUUUACUUAAAGUCAAAACUAACUUGGAAUACAAUCCAAAGAAAAUGAUAGAAGAUUUGGAUUAACUUGGAAAUAGAGCAAGAAGAAGAAACUCUUCUACCUAAGUGGCAGAGGCUAAAAAAGAUGAAUAGUUUAUUCAAUAAGCUAAUGAAACAGUACUACAAAGUAAGAAAAAGGUUAAAGAUCGCUUUAAAUAAACAACAGAUUUCGAAAUUCCAAAGGUUUUCGCUGAUAAAGGAACUGAUACUGCAUUAGAUAGAGAGGACGCAAAAAAUCUCAAUAAUGUAUUGAAAAAAAAUGAAGAGCUUGAUGAAAUAAGAAAAGAAUUUGAUGAAUCUUCAAAGGAAAUCGAAAAUUUUUUGAAAAAUAAAAAUUUAAUUAAUUUUAAUGAUGAAAGAUCAAAAGCCGAAUCAUCAUUAAAGCACAUGCUUAAAGACCUUUCAUAAAAAAAGAGAAAAGCUGAGCAAAUUGAAAGAGAAGGAUAAUCCCUUUUACAAUUUGACCCUUAUUAGUAAAUGCAAAAUAAAGCAAAAUAAAAUGCUAAUGCUGCUUUAAUUUUUGGUACUCCACCAGGCCAUAUUUUAAGAGAUGGAAAGCUGAUAGCUAUUACUUCAUAAGAAAUAUAAACUGACAAAGAUCCAAAUUUAGAAAAAAUAGCUAAAAUGACUUAAGAAAUGUAAACAAAAUAAGCAAAAUUUACUGAAUUAGAAAAAAAAGUGAAAGAAAUAUAAAAAGAUGCAGAUAUUUAUAAAGAGCAAUGCAAAAAAUUGAACGAUAAGAUAAGUGAAUUGAAUGGUCUGGCUAAGAAGAAAGAGGAAGAUUAGAAAAAAGAAAAAAAGGAAAGAGAAAAGCUUAUUGUGAUGGAUGAAAAAGGUAAAGAGAGAUUUAGGAGUAUCGUUGAAGAGAACUACAGAUUAAAGCUAAAGCUAAAGGAGCUAGUUGAAGAAAUUAAACUUUUAGAAAAAGAAAACAAGGGAGCUUUAGAAAAAUUCAAAUAAUUUAUUAUGAACAGUAAUUUGACAGAUGAAUAAAAGCGUAUGCUAAUUGGAAAAGUAGAAGAAUUAUUUACUCUUGAUCUUUCAAAGAGAUUAAAUAUAAGAGAACUUGAACAUUUAAGUAAAAUAGAUAAUGAUAUGCUGAAAGAUCCACUUAUAAGAGCUAUCAUUGGUGAUCCCGUGGCAAUGGUCAAAAAGAUAAAACAAGAUGAAAAGGAUAAGUAAAAAUUAAGAGCUAGUCCUAAUUAUGAUCCUGAUUUUGAUCCAAACCUCCUUGAAGAUGGUUAAAGAAUCAUAACAAGAAAAGUCAAAAAGAAAAUUAGAAGAUUAAAUUCAAAAGGUUAAUGGGUUGAAGAGGAAAUAGAAGUUGAAGAAGAAUGUGUUGUUGAUAAAAACGGAAAUAUUAUCAGAAGUAGAGAAAAACCUAAAGAAGGCUUCUCUAUGGAUCCCUCUAUGCAAAAUUUUAUUAAUAAGCAUGGUGGAUUAGCUAUUGGAGGAGCUAAAUUUAAUUUACCAUAAAAACCAAAUAAACCAUUAGCAAAAAAUGGGUAGCCAAUCAAAGAAGGAGAGUGGUUUGUAGAUUAAAAUGGCAAUAGAGUAAAAAUGACAAGGAAUGCCAAAGGAGAAGAGGAAUAUGAAAUUCAAGAAGAAUAUAUUGAUGAGUUUGGUAACAAGUAAAUAAGAAAUAAGAAAAUGAUUAUUUCAAAAGAUAAAGACGGAAAUGAAAUUAUAACUGAAGAAUACAUAGAUCCUAAAACUGGUAAAAAGAUUACAGUUUAGAAAAAAGUAUUCAGAGACAAAGAUGGAAAUGAAGUCAUUGAGGAAAUAACAACUGAUGCAAAUGGCAAUAAAAUUACAAAAAGAACAAAAGUCUUAAGAGAUAAAGAUGGAAAUGAAAUCAUAGAGGAAGAAAUCAUUGAUGAAUUCGGUAAUAAAAUAAUUGUGAGGAAAAAGAAAAUGAAAGAUGCAAAUGGAAAUGAUAUUUGGGUGACUGAGACUAUCAAUGCUGAUGGCAGCAAAACUAUUGUCACUGAAAAAAUAGGAAAAAAUGGAGAAAGAAUAAUCAUUGAGGAAAAGAUAGAUAAAAAUGGAAAAAAGACAAUUACUGAGAAAAAGAUAACUAUUGGUAAAGAUGGAAAGCCGAUUAUUGAAGAGACAAUUAUUGAUGAAAAAGGAAAUAGGAUUGUUAAAACUAUCAAGUAAGAUGUCGAUGCAUUUGGUAAUGUCAUCACAACUGAAGAGGCUGUAGAUGAAAACGGUAAUAAAAUAAUCAAAAAGACAAAAAUGAUCAUAGAUAAAGAUGGAAAUUAAGUUAAAGUUGAAGAAAUAAUAGAUGCUAAUGGAAACAAAAUCACUAAGUAUACAAAGCAAAUAGUAGACAAAGAUGGAAAUAUAAUUACAGUUGAAGAAACUGUAGAUGAAUACGGAAAUAAAAUCACUAAAAAAAUAAAAAGAAUGUUUGACAAAGAUGGAAAUGAAAUUAUAGAAGAAGAAAUUAUAGAUGCAAAUGGAAAUCGUAUAAUUAUUAGGACAAAAAAGAACAAAGAUGGUUCAGUAGAAGAAGAAAGGUACAAUCCAGAAACAGGAGAGAGGAUUAUUGUUAAGAAAAGAAUAGAUGCUAAUGGUCGAGAAAUUAUUGAAGAAACGAGAAUUGACAAAAACGGAAAGUCAGUUACUACUACUAAGGUCAUAAGUACUGAUAAAUUUGGCAAUAAGAUUAUUGAAGAAUCUUAUAUUGAUCCAGAAACUGGAUAAAGAGUUACUGUUAGAAAAAAAGUAACUAAAGAUAAAAAUGGAAAUGAUGUAGUAGAAGAAACAAUUAUUGAUGAAAAUGGAAGAGUUAAAACUGUUAAAAAGAGGGUAUUUAAAGAUAAAGAUGGCAGAGACGUAAUUGAGGAAGAGAUUACUGAUGCUGAUGGUAAAAAAUACAAAAUUAGAACUAAAGUUUACAAAGAUGCAGAUGGAAAUGAAAUUAUUGAAGAGGAAAGAAUAGACGAAUUUGGUAAUAGAGUUAUUGUGAGAAGGAAGAAAGAUAAAGAUGGCAGAGAAAUAGUUGAAGAAAUAAGAAUAGAUGCUAAUGGAAAUAAAACAGUUAUUCAUAAGAUAAUCAAUAAAGAUGGUACUAUAGAGGAGACUAUAAUUGACUCAAAAGGAAAUAUUACAAAGACUAAAAGAAAAUAAGGAACUGAAGAUAAAGAAAUUUAAGUUAACAGCAUUUUUGGAGCAAACUCUGUUGUAAGCACUUAAGAUUUAUAAAGAAUACUAGUAAAUCUUGGCUGUACCGAGGAAGAUGCUAAGAUGAUUGUAGAUGCUAUUAUGAACUACAUUCACAAAGGUACUCCAUUUAUAUUAGGUGAAAAUAUGGAUGACUAUGCUAAGCUUAAGAAUGCUCAAAACAAACAUAAUGAUAAUCUUAAAGAUUUAAAAGAAUAGAGAAAAAGAGAAAUGGAAGAAAUUCGCAAAAAGCGUGAAGAAGAAAGAGUUGCUAAAUUAAAAGAGAUUCAAGCCUAAAAAGAUGCUCGUAAGAGAAAGUAGGAAGAAGAGAACGACGAAGAUUUGGAUGUUAUAGAUGAUAAAAUGAAUGAGGAUGAGCAGGCAGAAGCUUUGUUUAAAAAAUUAAAAAAUCAAAAAUCGAUGAUGGGAGAAUUAUUAAGAAAUAUUAGAAACUAGUUAGGUUUAAAUGGCGAUUAGGAAAUAACUUUAGAAUAGUUUAAAGAGUAUAUGGAGAAAUAUAAAUAAGUGCACUCAAAAUGCGGAGAGAAUUGUCCUCAUUUAAAGAGAUUCUAUGCUAAGUUAGGGUUCAUCUAGAAUAAAUAUAAAAGAAAAUUCUUAAAGAUGAAAGAUACUAAAAUUAAUGCAUUCUAAGGAAAGAACUCAAGUAAAGAGAAGCUACCUAAGAUCAUGAGCAACUGUAAAUCCAAUUAGAAAUAUUUUAUAUUUUAUAAGUGUUUUUCUUUUUAAAUCAGCUAAGGGAUUAUCAGACAGUGGGAAAUCAUUUUCUUCAUCUUUUUACAAAAAUACUCAGAUGAACUAAUCGAAUAUUGUUUACAAAAGCUAAAGUAGUUAGUAAUCUCCUACUAAUAACAUGUAUACAAAUGGAAAUGA
Messenger RNA from Tetrahymena thermophila SB210, 4362 nucleotides. Its product is annotated as phage head-tail family protein, putative. The record is from RefSeq and is a predicted model, not a curated record. The transcript has 18 exons. Lineage: Eukaryota; Ciliophora; Oligohymenophorea; Hymenostomatida; Tetrahymenidae.